This is a messenger RNA of Bacidia gigantensis, 819 nucleotides long. RefSeq lists its product as uncharacterized. The coding region runs from base 1 to 819 and encodes 272 amino acids. Gene Ontology annotation, molecular function: glutaminase activity. The record is from RefSeq and is a predicted model, not a curated record. NCBI's taxonomy places the organism in Eukaryota, Fungi, Ascomycota, Lecanoromycetes, Lecanorales, Ramalinaceae. Gene Ontology annotation, cellular component: glutaminase complex; cytosol. Gene Ontology annotation, biological process: pyridoxine metabolic process; pyridoxal 5'-phosphate biosynthetic process. The transcript is spliced from 2 exons.
AUGAGCGAAGUGAUUGUCAUUGGUGUCGUGGCAUUGCAAGGCGCUUUCCAUGAGCAUCUCAAGCUAUUGAAUCUCGCUGCUGCUGACGAGGAUUUGGGUGAGGCAGGGUGGGACUUCAGACAGAUACGCACACCGGAGGAGCUUGAGGCUUGUGAUGCGUUGAUCAUUCCUGGCGGUGAAAGCACCACGAUAUCUUUGGUAGCUGCGCGAUCAAACCUGAUAGAGCCUUUGAGACACUUUGUGAAAGUGGAGCGAAAACCGACAUGGGGUACAUGUGCAGGUCUCAUCUUACUCGCAGAGGCAGCAAAUCGUACUAAAAAGGGCGGACAAGAGUUGAUCGGAGGUCUCGACGUCAGAGUCAAUCGUAACCACUUCGGGAGGCAAGCGGAAAGCUUUGAGACACCUUUGGACUUGCCCUUUCUCAAGGAUGAGAAUUCUAGCACUAAGGACUCGGAAUCAACCCCCAACCCAUUCAAUGGCAUUUUCAUACGAGCGCCAGUCGUAGAGAAGCUCUUGCCAGUAGUACAAGGUGAGCAAUGUGUAGAAGCACUGAGAGACGACACUGUGAUCGCGCCUUCUAAGCAGAAGGGUUCAUCGAGGCAUGUCGUACAACCUGUCGAAGUACUGGCAACCUUACCAGGUCGAACUAAAUCGAUAUCGGAAAACAUCGAUGCGGCUGAAUUAGCGCACCAAGGCGACAUCAUUGUCGUCAGGCAAGGGAAUGUCCUGGGUACUAGCUUUCACCCUGAGCUUACUGGAGAUGCUAGGAUCCAUGUGUGGUGGUUGAAACAGGUCAUGUAUGCCAUACGCUCGAGUUGA